CCUGCAGCCUUAAUUUCUCAGUUUACCCAAAUUGACUACAGGCUCUAAUCUCAUGCACUAAUUGUCAAAAAAACAAAAGAUAGUACUCUCUUAUUAAAACGUAUUCCCUGGCAACUGAUAUCAGUUCAUACACAACCCUAUUUACACCUCAAUUUUUUCACCUCUGUAGUUCUUCUUAUGGCUCUCUUUACCAUACCAAAACACAAACUCCUUGCUUUCACUCUUCUCAUCGUCAUGUUUUGCUUCUACUCAGGAAAAUGCAAAGCACAAGGCAACCCAACAGAAAUGUUUCAGAAAGCCUUGUUCUGUUUCAAUAACAAGUUUAUCUAUGCUGGUUGUGACAAGACAUAUAGAUUGAAUGAAGGUGGAAACCUUAAUAUCCCUCCUCAAGCGGUUGGCUUGUUCUGUAAUGGACCUUGUUUGGCUGAGACAGAGUUAGUCCUCAAUUGUGUUGACAACAUUUUCUCCAAUUUCUUAUUCUAUAAUAAGGCAACUAUAGGAGACAUAAGGGGUGCUUUAAACGUUGGCUGCACCUACGACCGGAAAGGGUUAUUCAAUUUUGGAGGGUUUCCACAAGGUGUAAUAAGCCAUGCAGAGAGGCCGAAGAUUUCAAGUAUGGUUUAUGCAUUGAUAUUGCUAAUUAGUGGAAGCUUUUACUUCAUUUUGUUUUGAUUUUAAAAGUGUAGUCGAUGGACAACAUGUGAAUAUUUUCCCAAUCAAAUGAAGAACUGCAGUGACUACUUAAAA
Molecule: messenger RNA, 747 nt
Organism: Humulus lupulus (European hop)
Lineage: Eukaryota; Viridiplantae; Streptophyta; Magnoliopsida; Rosales; Cannabaceae
Exons: 4
Coding region: 178-672 (164 amino acids)
Source: RefSeq, a predicted model, not a curated record